AUGUCCUGGGUGGUGGCAAUUCCAACAUAUGAUCGGGUGGACUCCCUGAGGAAAAAAACCGUGCAACUGUUGCUUUCUGCCGGCAUUUCGGCUGCUCGGAUUUUUGUUUUUGCAGAUCCUGGUCAGUUCCCCACCUACAAAGAAGCCCUGGAACCGUUGGGCCUACAAGUGGUGAAAGGUCGGAAAGGAAUUUGCAAUCAGAGAAAUGCCAUUAUGGAGCACUUCAAGCCUGGAGACCGCAUUGUCGAAAUGGACGAUGAUAUCUCAUGCCUCCUGACAACUACUGGGGCACUGAGAAGUGAUCGAAGUGCUAGGACGGUCCCCGUGCCAGAAGAAAAUUUGGAGUUUAUCAUCGACCACAUUUGGGAGAUUGCCGACAGGGAAAGGUGCAAGUUGUGGGGCAUCUACCCCACGCCAAACACCUACAUGCUGUCAAGGACCUACACAUUGGGCCUCGCAAAAAGCACGGGACAAAUGCAGGGCUACUACAAUCCAGGUGAUGUCCAGUUGACCGUGGCUGUCAUGGAGGACUAUGAGCGGGUCCUUCACUUCUACAGCCGCGGGCUUUCCUGCAUGAGGUGCGAUUUUCUGAGCGUGAAAAGUGACAACAAAGGCCGUGGCGGUUGUGCAUCUGCCUUCAUAGAUUAUUCAGUUGAAGCUCAGAAGGAAAAGGACGAGAAGGUUCUGCGGCAUCCCAGAGAGGUAGCAGAGGCAAACGCUGUCAAGCAGCUGCAAGCUCGGUACCCUUUGCUGAUCAAGUAUUCAAGACCUCCAAAGGCUGUGCAGAAGAUAGUGCCAGUGCAUGGGAAGGUCAAGUACCAUCCUCCUGGCUGGCGCUUGAUGUUCAAGUCCCAGAAUACCAUGCGCUACAUCUCUGCAACUGAUGUUUCUGGAACAUUCGCAUUUCAGUUGGGCCUCGGAAAGGAUGUCAAACCUAUUGAGACGGUCGGUGAGAAUGGCUCUGUUCUUGACAAAAACAAAGAAGGAAAGCAAGGCCCAGAUGAUACCGUGGAACCUCUUGAGCCAGAAGACGAGGACGAGGAAGACGAGGAUCGAGACGAGCUGGAGCUGGACCUGUUGAUUCUGCGGAGUCUGAAGAUGAGUGAAUUGAGAGAAUUGUGUCAAACAGCUGGUCUGCCAGACUCCGGCUCAAGAGUGCAGCUCAUCUAUCGGCUUAUAAACCCAGAGGAUGUUGAUGACGACCCGGAACCAGGGCCCAAAAAGAGAAAAAAGGAAGAGAAGGAGAAAACUGAGAAGACGGAGAAGACAGCCAAGAGAAGAGAGUCCAAGGAUGAGCUAAGGGAGCGCAAGGAGCCAAAGGAGCGAAAAGAACCGAAGCCGAAGGAGCUACAGGAUGUCAACUCCCAGCCGAAGGAGCUUUCAAAGCAAGACUCCGAAGGGGAAGACGAACUAUCCAGAUUGGAGGCCAUAUUGGCAGAACAUGAAGCGCAAGAUCAAGAACCUACUGCUGAAAGACCCGAAGCUUCCAAGGAUGAAGAGACUGAGGAAGCGAGAAGGGCGAGAGACAUGAAAGGAGCAAGAGAAGCACUUGAAGCAAAAAGGAAGGAAGAUGAGGCGUUGCAGGUGAAUCACGCCAUGCAGGCCUUGAUGCAUGCGGAAGCUGCCAGAGAGACCCAGCAGCGGCUGUUGGGCCAACAGGCUGAACAGAUCCUGGAGGCCUGUGGCCGUGUGCCACUAGAAGCCCCCAGUGCUAUGGGCCAGCUGCAGCCAGCGCCGCUGAUGCCGCUCUCGACUCCGAGUAUGCAAGUUUGGCAGCCAGCAUCUGCAAUGAGACAAUUGCGUCAACUGGUGCCACGCUACAGAAAUGCGAGGGAGUACCCACAACGAAGGUGCUUCUUGAACGCAAGUGUCACCUCAACUCAACUGCUUUGCACUGUUUUUUUUGUAGCCCGUCUAUUGAAUGCCAGUGAGGGCAUGUGGGGGCGUUGGGUUAGCUUGACCAAAAUGACCAGAGAGCUUGGCGACAUGGCUGAAAAGAUUCCAAACGUCCGCUUCAACAAUGCAAGCUUGCGAGCGAGCGGCAAAGUAACUGCCGGCGAGCAAGCAGUUCAGGCCGCUAUAGAGAUUUUCCGUGAGCAAGACGCGAAGAGGUUGGAGGCUGACGAGUUUAUUGCCUUGUCAGAGCUACUCCUGAACGUUGGCAAAGCCAAGGCUGUCGGAUGCCCAGGAAAUCUGAGAGGAUCAUUGAGAUUCCAAGGAAUGCAGCCAGACCUGCCUGCACUUGCGAAGGCAACAGCGACUCUUGGCUUGGCCCGCCCUUAUCCGCACAGCUACAGACGCCAGCUUUUAGUGAAUGCCAUGCGCACUGCUAACGCCAAAGACGCGUCAGAAGCAGAUCUCAUUUUUGCCGAGGAUAGAGUUGACUUCAAUCUGAAGCAGCUCGCCCGGCUCACAAAGCAGCCAGAUUCGACUUCGUGCGGAUGGGAUGCCCAUAGCUCGGCCGCCAAGGCCCAGCGCUCUCAGGAGCUUCUGGCGUCCAGGCGAAGGCUCCACCAGGAGUUCGAUGAUCAGUGCUCUCAGGCACAGCUGGCAUUAAACCGCCUCCGUUCCUUGAUAUCGCUUGCAACCAGAGCUAGCGCUGACAAAAACGCUGCACCACGGUGCCAAGAACUGAUUGCAGUGCUACAAGGCUGUGAGGUCACAUUGCUGAAAGGCAUGAAUGGCACCCAUGAAAUGUCCGAGAGAUCCAUGGCCAUUGCCAACACCGAUGGAUCCAGCGUGUUUUUGGAGUCAGUGCUGCCCAAGCUUCUUACGAGCGUGGAGGAGGAUUUAUCCAGCGACAAAGACUUUGGAGAUGACAGAAAUGCGGAGGAGGAAGUGAGGUUGCGAUUGAUGCUGCAAGACUUGAAAAACCACAACGAGGCGCUUCGCCGUGAAAUGCAGGAGUUGAACAAACAAGCGGAAAGUAGUUCGCAGGGCAGCAAAGGAACUAGUGAAGCAACAAGUGCAACUGAUUGCGAUUCCAGCGAAGUCGAAGCUCCCAUGCUGCAUGAGAUUGCCGAAAUGCGGCUGGCUUUGAUGGAAGCAUAUCAAGAGCUGGCAAGAUGGCAGCAGGAGGAUCCACAGGCAUCUGCAGUCAUAGCUCAGCACCAAGGCCUUUACAAGUUGCUCGGCGAUCAGCAGACAAGGGACGAUCCCUUGUGUCGACUGCUGGACGCCGUGGUCGGUUCGCCGCUUGAAGCGUUGUGCGCGGCUGAGCAGGGCAUGGUUUUGCUGAAGGUCUUGGGUGCUUCGAAGGUGGAGGAGGUUGCAGCUUUGAUCAAGGUGUCAGACUGCAUGUUGGCCCUCAACAAAGGGCGAGCUGCUCUGAUGCGGGGGCAAGAGGCUGCGAAGCGUUGCAAGGGCGAGCGUGCAGAAGCUAUGGCCUUGCAGGCAUGCCUUGACGCAUUGGAAGCCGUCUCGGCGUCCAUUGAGAGAGGACAAACGGAGGUGCGGACUGCAAUUACUGCGCAAAGCUGCUUGAUUGACAAAGUUGCAAAAGAGGUCUCAUCAGUGAAGCACCAGCUGGCUGCCAACAAGGUCAAGGAUGGCGACACGAGCGAGGUUCCAAGCUGUGGCUUUUGCGACUCCGGAGACGGCCAACAGUCAGACCACGCGAAGACGCUGGAGGUGCUCCAGGUAUUGACAGAGAAUACAGAAAAUUCAGCCAGACGGGAUCCUCCCGACUUUGAAGAGGCUGCUGGACCAGCUGACAGCUUCAAACAUGCUCAGCCAGUGAGCGAGGUUCCAGGGGACACUGAAGAAGUAGAAGGAGGAACUGGAUCAACGGGCGUCAGCAGAUUCGCAGCUUACUGGAAAGAUGAGGCAGAGGAGGCAUUUAACGCAGAAUGGAAUAUCAAGGCUGCAAUGGGCUUCGAGACAGACGCAAAGAAGGUGAAUCCCACGAGAUCCACAACGGCCUUGCCGAAAACGGCUUCUCCAGAUGCGAUCUCAGCAAAUGCACAAGAGCGUGCAAAAUCUCGCAUGAGUGGCUUACAGCGUUUCAUCACCAGUUCCCAAUUUGACCAACUCUCUGGUUGCAUCAUUCUGAUCCACUCUUUCAGCGUGGGAAUGGAGGCCAACGAGCGUGCGAUGGACCCGAUAAACGCUUGUGGUGGUGUAUGGGUCAGUGUCCAGCUAGCUUGCAACAUUAUUUUCGUCCUUGAGCUCUUCAUUCGCAUGUUCAGCUUCGGCUGGAAAAUCUAUUUUUGCGGAUCGGAUAGGUACUGGAACUUCUUUGAUCUGUUGGUCAUCACUGGCGGCUUCAUCGAAGAGAUCAUCCAACGAGCGAUUCUCACCGAUUGCGAACGCGAUGCCGAUACCUCGCAGAUCAUGACCAUGCUGACGGGGCUCCGUAUUUUGCGGAUUCUUCGGAUGACCCGGAUAGUGCGGGCAGUGCGCUUCAUGAAUGUCUUCCGUGAGCUCCGAGUCAUGGUGCGCUCCGUUCUGGGCUGCCUCAUCCCGCUUUUCUGGUGCAUUGUGUUGCUCUUUUUCAUCCAGUGGUGCUUUGCGAUCUACUUCAUUACGGUCACUGCAGAUGCUGUCCAGGGUAUGCACAAAAAUCCGGAGCUGUGGAGUGGCAUUGACAAGCAACGGAUCACCGAUGAGAUUUCUAUAUAUUAUGGGUCCAUGUGGACAGUAUUGUAUGUUCUUUUCGUGGCCAUCACUGGUGGGUUGGAUUGGUCAGAAGCCGCGCACGUCUUCCUGCUGCUUCAGAACUAUUUGGCCGUGUGGGCGUUUAUGUUUUAUAUCGCUCUGGUGGCCUUGGCGGUACUGAACGUUGUGACGGCUGUGUUUGUCGAGUAUGCCAUGAAGAUGGCAGCGGAGGACCGCGAUCUCGUGAUACAAGAUUAUUUGGAGAAGGAGUCCAAGUUCAGCAAGGCUGCUCAAGCGGUAUUUCAAGAAGCGGAUGCUGAUGAUAGUGGGGCUAUCACCUUCGAAGAGUUUACAGGGCACUUGGAAGAUCUUCGCGUGCAAGCUUUCCUACGCAGUAUGGAACUGGAUGGCGUAGAAGCUGUCCGCCUCUUCAAGCUUUUAGAUGCCGACGGUAAUGGAAGCAUAGAAAUCGAUGAGUUCGUGCAGGGUUGCAUGUGCCUCAGAGGCAAUGCCAAAACAUUGGACCUGGCAAUGCUUCUCUGGGAGCAACGCAAGGCCAUGAAGCGUUGGAUGAGCUUCAUGAGCUACGUGGACGUGAAGCUGAACGAACUCACCAAGCAACAACAACACACUGUGUCACAUGCAGGAUUCUCGCGGCUCAAGAGAGUUGGCAAGAAACCCUUCUCAUCUGCUGGGGCUGCCUGGCAGGGCUGGUGGGUGGUGUCGCGGGGUGUGCCCCCUCCGCCUGGGCAGCCCCCCGUCUUCUGCCCCGUCAGCAUUUGCCGUUGCUCGGGCCGUGCACGAGAACCUGGCUGGGCGUGUCUCCCCACCAUGCACGCACACAUCCAUGCCCACCGACUGGAUGCGAGCCAACCACAAACAACCGUGCCCAGUCUGCGGCUUGGGGGCACCCGCUAUGGCACCCACCCAAGCUCGGGCUUGGGCUCCAGCCAGCGGUGGCCAGGCCACCACUCUCCGCCACAUCCCGGCAGGCGCGCGACACCUCUGGACCAAGUGCUCACUCGUGCCUUGGCCUCAGCUGCCUGCCACAACGACCCCAAAGCUUGGAAGGAGCUUCUCGUGCUCCCACGAUGUGUCCUCUGUGCCCCACCUCGCGGUGGUCGCGUGCGCUGCUUUCCAUUGGUUUGGCACCUGUCGCGGCGGACACGGUUCGGGAACUCCAGGCACUUCAUCCCAGGGCCCCUUCCUCCCCUGACAGCCUUGCCGCCCCCUCCAGAUCUGCCACCUGACCCCAUCACCAAGUGGUGGUGCCUGUCCAGAUGCUUCACCUUUUCUGGCUGGCGCUGCCCAGACUGGGGUUGCAGUCCUCGCGGAGUGGAGUCCGUCGUGCACACCAUGCGAGCUUGGUUUGGCCGCCAUGCUGGCGACCCCCUUGGUACUCGUACCCUCCUGUUUGCUGCUGCCCUGCAGCCCCUGGCCUCGGAACUCAGUCAAGCCCCGGCCGUUGCCGCUGCUUUGAACCACGUCUGCGUGAAGGGGGCGCAGCUUGGGUUCGAACUCAACCUCAUUGCCGUCGGCAACAUUAAUCCCACCGACUUGACGCCACUCUUCCCGGCAGAACCCAUGGCUGCUGCAGAUGGGACCCCCGCAUCCUCCGCAACUUCGAGCUCCUGGGAGCUUGUAUUGGCAAUGCGGAUUUCAUGGCCGCCGGGGCCAAAGCUCGGGUCAGCACAGCCGCAGACUUGCUGGAGGCUUUGGGUAACCUCUCUGAUCCUCAAGUUGCACUCCGUCCGUCUUCUGCGGCCGUGUGGUGGGCACGCCCGCCUCGUGCACCUUAUGCGCUGUGUCCCUCCCCUCGCACAACAAGCCACCCUUCUGGACUUUGACGUCCGUGUCCGCCAUUGUCUGGCAGCAAUGUGCAAUGGCAGCAAGCUACCCGGAACCUUGGCAACAGCGGUCUGGCACUUUGCUUUGCUGUGUCCGACGCCCCCGCUGCCUACCUCGCUUCUCUUGGCAGCUGCCUUGACCGGUGCCUCGACUUGGACCCGAUGUUUGACCGCCCUGCUGAAACAGCUUGUUGACUCCGCAAUCCUCGGCUUUGCCGUGACUGGCCCCCAGCGGACGGAGUCUCUUUCUCAAGCAACGAACAAACCUGUCAGUGCCGCUGCUGCAUAUGCCGACCCCAAAGCCACACACCAAGACACUGGCCGCCUUUGCUCCGAGCAAGGCGUCCAUUUCCAACCUAUGGUGGCUGAAACCACCGGUGCCUGGGACAAGACCGCCUCACAUGUGCUCCACAUUGUGGCGGCGGCUGUUGCGGCGCGUGAAGGAGCGGCCGUUGCAGACCUCUAUAGCCGCCUCCUUCAAGAAUUGUCCAUCACCACGCGCCGGUUCCGGGCACAAGCAGCCCUGCGACGACGGGCCGAAAUCAUCAAUCAGACGCAGCCCAUUGCCAGGGCGAUGUUCUCCCCACGCUUGUGCUCAGUGCACUUUGCUGGGCUCAAGCCCGAAGCUUCUUCAGACGUGAUGUACUUGCUGGUAACCAGCCGUGCAUCGCCUAGUUUUUGUACAGGCAAUCGCGCCGAAAGUCCUGGAUGCACAUGGGCCAUGGAAGAGCAUGCAGUAUCGUCGCAGCAGCUCAGCAGCUUGGCUUUGCUGAGAUCCGCGGCCAAUCUCAGCACUCUUGAGGGUUUUUUUCUGGUGUUGAGGCUUCACUUGGGCAAGCGCGCGCAAUCCGUUGUGACUGCCAAAGAAGGACAGCAGGUUGCUUCGGCCUGCGGGGAUACCAGCCUAAUGGCUCGUGCACUCCGAGAUGAAGCAGCAGCGCUUGCAGUGCUUGAUGACUACGAGGAAUCCUGCAAGCGUCUUCAGGAAGCCUCAGCACUCGCUUCUAAGGCUGGCAAUCUCACCCUCCAGGCAGCCAUUCAGCGGUUUGCCGCGGACGUGCAUAUCAACCGAGGCAACUUUAAAGAGGCACUAACGUCUGCCAGAGAAGCAGUGGAAGCUUCCGAACGGCAAGGAGACAAGCUGGAGUCCUGGUCAGUGAGGAUGGUUCAGGUGGAUAUCUUGGCUCUGACUGUGGCCUCAUUGAAGGCAGUCGGUCAAAUUGCCGUCAUGGCUGCUGCUGGUUUUGUGAUGACACGCAUCGGUGUGAUCACCAAUGACGUAAGGAAGGGUCUGGGAGAGCUUUCCAUGAACCUGUUGCUCCCGUGCCUGAUGUUUAGUCAGGUCAUUUACUGCAAUGCCAUUGAGCUUAAGGGACAGCAGUGCCCAAACAUGGCACAGACCAUCACAUCUUCUGCAAUUCUCUUCUUUUGGCCGCUCGUCGUGGUUGGCUCUGGCUAUAUCUUAGGCCGCAUUGCGGCCAUCAUCAUGAGGGUUCCAGCCAAUUUCAGAAGUGCCGCAGCUGGAUCUGUUGCUUUCGGGAAUUCGACUGGUAUGCCAGUAGUGCUCCUGACUGCCUUGGGGCCUUCCCUGGUCGAACAAGGAGUCUUGCAAGGAUCGCCGCUCCUUUUUCUGCCAGUCUACCUGGUGCUUUCUCCCUUGUUGCAAUGGACGGUGGGUGCUUAUGUCUUUCGUGGUGGGCGACAAGAUGAGUCCAAAUCUGGUGAUGCCACACCCACUUCCUCAGACACAGACUCAAGCAAUUCUGAGGCAGCGUUCGCGAGAAACAGACUCAGUACAGUUCCGGUGACCCGACAAAUUAGUCCAAUGUAUGAUGAGUCGGAACUAGUUGUGCAACGCCGACAAACUAUGGGUGUACCCCCACCUAGUGUUGUUGGCAAUGGCUUUUCAGCGCAAGCAGAAGUGGAGGACGUUCUAGUCCCCGAGGAUAUCGAACUGCCACGAAAGCGAGACAAGUUGGCAAAAGUCGUGAAAAAGAUCUUCUUUAUGUUCGUCUCUCCACCUGUAUUAGCCACAAUCUUGGGCAUAUUGGUGGCGUUUAUUCGUCCUGUUCAGAACCAAUUGAUAGAUCUUCAUGAUGACACCCUGACGACAGUGCAUACACUGGAUUGGCUUUACAUAGGUAUUCGGAAAAUGGGUGAGUCUGCAGUGCCGGUGAACCUCAUCAUGCUGGGCUCCAAUCUUUCAAAAGGUGCGGACUUCAAUGCCAUCCCAAUUUCCACUGCAGUGGUAUUGACGCUGACCAAAAUGUGGAUCCAGCCUGCGCUCGUGGCAGUCUGGGUCUUCCUCUGUUCCCGUCUCACUGGACCAAGCUUCAGAGGACAGUGGCUGGUGGCCCUGGUGGUAUCGCUGACCCCUACGGCCAACAACAUCAUGGUGCAGGUGGAAGUUGGUGGCCAGGACAAAGCCGCAAUGAGCACCCUGAUCUUCGUCCAGUAUUUGAUGUCGCCAGUUCUACUGACUGUCUCCUUGACUGCCGCAUCUGCCUUGAUGCAGGUGGAUGGCUUCCUACCUGAAGCGGGCACCUGGGAUUUGGCCAAGGCGCAACAUGGCAAGAGGCUUGGAGACGGUUGGUACUGCUUGAAGCUUAGCGCUUUGAAGAUCUAUGAAGGGGGAAACAUCAGGGCGACGACUACGGCGCAGGAGUGUCAAGAACUCUACCAGGAAGUGGGCGAUCCCUUGGGAGAGGAACGCGCGCUUGAGCUGAUGGCCAAGUUGAGAGCAGCUCAGGGCAAGAUGGAUGGCGCGCUUGAGGCAGGCGAAGAGCGCUUGGCAGUGGUGCGUGAGAGUUGUGGUCCAGACAAAGAGGCAGAUGCCCUGCAUCAGGCUGGGACCGCGGCCAUGGACUUUGUCUGGGGAUAUCUCGGCAUUUGCCAUGUCACAAUGCGCUCUGGCCUUGGCGCUGUCAUCUUUGCGGCUGUAGCCUUUGGAGGCAAUGCCAAGGUGCAGGAGGGCUUCAGGGAUGUCAUUGCCUCUGGUGGAUGGCACACCUGUGCUCUUCGCGAGUCGGGAGAGGUGUCUUGCUGGGGAGCCAAUGAUCAUGGCCAGUCCAGUCCGCCCAAGGGCAACUUCAUCGGUGUGGCUUCCGGUAAAGGUCACAGCUGUGCAGUCAAAACCGAUGGACAAGUUGAAUGUUGGGGUAGCAACGAGUAUCACCAGUGCGACAGUCCGGAUGCACAGUUCAGUCAGGUUGCUUGCGGUGCUGCGCACACUUGCGCCCUCAGUGUGGAUGGCGAGGUCUUGUGCUGGGGAAGUGAUGAGCACAGCAGAAGUUCCGGUGCGCCGAGUGGUAGGUUUGUAGGCAUUGCUGCAGCCGGUGGGCAUAGCUGCGCGCUAGAGGAGAGUGGCAAAGCACACUGCUGGGGUUUCAAUGAGUACAACCAGACAGAUGUACCAGACCAGAAGUUCAAACAAAUCGCCCCUGGUUACUUGCAUACUUGUGCCCUCGACUAUCAGCAGGAAGCAAUUUGCUGGGGCCAGAAGCGAGGCGACAACAAACCUCCAUCAGGACGUUUCAGGCAGAUUUCAUCACGUGGGCCCUUUACUUGCGCCCUGGACAUGUCAGGCAGAGCUGUGUGCUGGCCACAAGCUGAUCAGAGGGAAGAGCGCUACGAGGUCGUUUCCGUUGGAGGAUCUCACUUCUGCGGAGUCCAGAGCUCUGGGCAGGUGCUUUGCCGCGGCAGAGAUGACCGAGGCCAAUCAAGUCCUCCAAGUGGAAAGUUCCAAAUUCCUUCGAAGCGCUCCAAGCGGCAUGGAAAAGGGAAAGAAUUGUGA
Messenger RNA from Cladocopium goreaui, 10236 nucleotides. The record is from the annotation of a GenBank genome assembly. NCBI's taxonomy places the organism in Eukaryota, Dinophyceae, Suessiales, Symbiodiniaceae.